AUGACUUUCGGUCUGAUUACAAGUAUUAUUCCUGAGUUCGUGGUCGAGAAAGAAGCUUCCUCAGCAAUUAGUGAGUGGUGCGGAUUAACUGGGUUACCUUCACCUUCUACUUCAGUUCAAAAACUUUGGGAUAUUCCACUAGUAAAUAGAGUUUGGGACAAAAUCAUAUCUUCUGCCUCUGUCCGUGACAAAGCUAGACUUCAGGCAGUUUCAUUGAAAGAGUCUGGAUCAUGGCUCAAUGCAUUCCCAAUACCUAGCCUUGGUAAUUUCCUCGAUGACAACUGUCUGAGAAUUUCUGUUGCAUUACGUCUAGGUGCUGAAUUAUGCUGUUCAUAUAAAUGCAUUUGCGGUACUGAAGUUGAUGUAUAUGGUCAUCAUGGUCAUGGAUUGAGCUGCAAUAAAAGUUCAGGAAGAUACACGCGUCAUUCAGCAAUCAAUGAUGGAAACGUUCAAGGUAUCCUAGAACUAGUUAUAAGCAUCUCACCUAGAACCAAGGAGAGUAUACAGAGACCUGGAUUGUGCCGUGAUGAUGGUAAAAGACCUGAUGGAAUGUUAUUGAUACCUUGGAAGCGUGGAAAAGCUCUGAUUUGGGAUGUCACCUGUGUAGAUUCAUUAGCUGAUUCCAAUAAAGUUUCAUCUAUCAAAGCUGCUGGAACCGCUGCUUUUGAGGCUGAGAAAAAAAGUGCGAAAAAUAUAAAUGUUUGGAAGACAAGUUCAUCUUUAUGCCAUUAG
This is a messenger RNA of Phaedon cochleariae (mustard beetle), 732 nucleotides long. The record is from the annotation of a GenBank genome assembly. Lineage: Eukaryota; Metazoa; Arthropoda; Insecta; Coleoptera; Chrysomelidae.